ACGUCCACCCAUUGUACACGAAUGACGUCCGCCCGAUUGAAUUCUUCAUCAGCGCAGCGCAUUGGUUUGUGUCAAUUGAUGUCGAAGCCAGUGUAUCCACAAUGGAAGGACUGUAACUUAUUUCUGUCGGAAAUUUAUAGUAUUCUUCAUAUAUUUUAGGAUUGUGACAUUGGAUAUAUCCUUAUUUUCACCAUGGGGAAUUGUUUGCGUGGAUUAGGACUCACAAAGAGCGAUAAACAUUAUAAUCCAUCCCCAGCAACGCAGGUAUCUGGAGGUAAUGAUGUCGGGAUGCAGUCAACGUCUGCGCCCGGAGCUCCGGGGUCGCACAUCGUGGUGAACGCACCUCCUCCACAUAGCACAACACACCAACCUUAUAAUAUAGGACCAAGUGCUGGUCCUAGUGGUCGGAAUGAGCCAUCCAAUUUGAAGAGAUAUGUAGCCCUAUUUGACUAUGAAGCGAGGACUCAAGAUGAUUUAGGUUUUAAGAAAGGAGAAGAAUUAGAAGUUCAGAAUGACUCUGGUGAUUGGUGGUUAGCGAGAUCGAGACUCACCGGUUUAGAAGGCUACAUCCCGUGUAAUUAUGUGGCUAAAGUGCAAUCUUUAGAAUCAGAACCAUGGUUCUUCGGUAGUAUAAAGCGUAUGGACGCCGAGAAGAAGUUGCUUCUAGCUCAGAAUGAACACGGAUCAUUCCUUAUACGAGAAAGCGAAAGCAGAGUCGGGGAUUACUCCCUCUCAGUGCGUGAUGGAGACACAAUCAAACACUAUCGCAUCAGACAGCUUGAUGAGGGAGGAUAUUUCAUUGCAAGGAGAUGUACGUUUGCAACCCUGGUUGAACUUGUCCAACAUUAUCAACGGGAUGCCGAUGGUCUGUGUGUAAACCUCAGGAGACCAUGUGUUUUGGUUGAAAAGCCUCAGACACGAGGCCUUUCAUACAACACUGUUGAUCAGUGGGAGAUUCCAAGGAGUUCCUUACAGCUGAAGAGUCUUCGAGGGACAGGACAGUUCGGUGAAGUCUGGGAAGGACUAUGGAACAACACCACACCCGUUGCAAUAAAGACGUUAAAGAAUGGUAAGUGGUAACCGCAUGCCAUAAUUGUAGUUCCACGUGUAGACUUUUAUGUUGUUGACCAAAUGUGUCAUUGAAUGAAAACUAACUAUUAGAGUCAAGAAAGAAGGGAAUGUUCUGGGAUAGUUUCCAACUAUAUCAAAACAAUGUCAAUGAAUUGUAGGAAAUAGAUGGGUUUUUCAUUGAUGUUACAUGUAAGAUGUGAAUUUUGAAAUUUCAGCAAAUUUGGGGUAUUUUUGUUUUUUUCAAUAGCAUUGAAACUUUUUUUUUCAAUAGGUAAUGGCCUAUUCUUGAGGGUUGAACACCGAGAAGCAGUUAGGUACCUCAAGCACCAAAAUUACAUUUUUAAUACCUAAAAUUAUUUGUAAAUGCAUGCAUCUGCCACACAUUUCACUACAUAGAUAUGCUCAUGGGCAACACAAGAUCUGAAAAAUCUUUGUUCAAAUAUCUACCAGGGGCCCGUUUCUCAACACCGUCAUAAGUCUAACUUCUUGACUAAAUCGAAGAUAGUGAGCUACUUGUCCGCUUACCGUUUCACGAAGCCCUCUUUGCCAAGAUCGGGGACAACAACCUGACCAAAUAUUUAUGACACCUCCGAACCUGUCAUAACUUCUUUCGUAAUGACGUAGUGGCAUCACGUGGGUAGACUAUGACAUGCAAAAUUGCCUCAAAAUUUGAAAAUUGUAAUCUUACGUAAUCAUUCAUAGAAGUUGAAAUUACAUUGCAAAACAGGUGUGAUAUAUCAUUUAAUAAUAAUUGUAAUGCACAGAAACUAUAAAAACUGUUGGUAAAACGCAACAAAACCACUCAUUUUGAAAUAGUAAAAUAAUUGAAUCGAUAAAGAUUCUACCACGGCAGGUCAUCCAUAACUGGACUCGUAUUCGUCGUUUUCAAACACUUAUCAACAUUUUUGAUAAAUUCUAUCUCUAAUUUAUGCAAAGAAUUUUUCAAAAUCGUGUGUUUCGGUGUGUAAAAAUUUAAACAUUUAUGUUAAACUAUAUUUUGAUGAUGUUUGGAACCAUAAAUAAACGUAUAAUUAUCAUUAUUUUACAAAGAAAACAAUUGUGGUUUACUUUCGUAAACUAUCAAAAUUUACUAUCCCGGGGAUACCCAUCUCAAUGUCCCCAUGUGAUUUUUUAGUCAUGAAAUGAAUUAUUCAUAAUUUGAUUUUCUCAGCAAUUGAAUGCUCCAGUUUUCAUGGUUUAAGUAUGCAUGGUUCAUAUUUUGCCUCUGCUAUUAUUUUUAUUAGAUGUAUUUCCAAAUUAAUCACAAUAGUUGCAGUUUUAUCACAUUUUUGCUCUUCAAAAAUUAUGCUAUUUUGUGACUAAGGCUACGUCUCGUCUGCUCUUUCUACCGAUAGUAUCGAUAUCAAGGGAUUCUAGUUAGGAAGCCCUCCGUGAAACGGGUUUAGUAAGAUUGGAACUAACUCCGUGGUUGGUGGAUAAAGAUAUGACUAACUUGUCCAGGUGUUGAGAAACGGGCCCCAGAGAGAUAAAGGCAUGAGAUGAAAAUACCUCAAUCCAGUCGGCACUUACAGCUCAUUCUUUUCACUCGCAGUCAAAGUUGACUAUUUGUUGAAACAUAAAAGGAAAACAAAUCUUCACUCAAAUUACAUCAAUUGUUCAACAUUGUGUUGCUUUCAAACCAAUGUAGCAUUCGAUAUGGUUCUCAAAGUCAGAAGACUAUAAAAUCCACUGCCACUUGGCUACAACACUCUACUUUAUUAGAUAAAAUGUUUAGAUGUGGGCUAAAGACAAGGAUUUCACAAGAAGAUUUUGCAAGCUGAAAUACCCCUUCAGAAAGUGGUAUUAUCAAUAUUCAAAUCCUCCAGACUAAUCCAAAUACCAGUUGGCUAUGAUAAAUGUAGAAUUAUGCAGUUACAUCCACCUUUUUCAUUCUUAUACCCCUUUCAUAAACCCAAUAAAACCCAAUUAUGCGGCUAAUAGCAGCAUAAUUUGGUCGUAAAAUUAGAGGAGGACAAGAGUUAUCCGCAUUAUUCUGAUGCUGCUAUUAUCCGCAUAAUAGCGGCAUCGGGACAAGAUUUUGAGUUUAUGAACGUAUUUCCAAAUAAUGCGGAUAAUUGCCAUGGUGCGGUCACAAGGUCACCCUUUUCCAACACAACCGCAUCGGAGGGGGCAUGUCCAGUUGUCAUGACGAUUAUCUGCCUUUUUCAGGACGGGUGCUCGUAAAAAUAAUGCGGAUAAUUUUCGGAGUUUGUGAACGCAAUUUUUAUUGAAUUAUCCGCAUUACUCUUAUGAUGGAUUUUGUAUACUGUUUUGUUGG
Lytechinus pictus (painted urchin) is the source of this 3349-nucleotide messenger RNA. Its product is annotated as tyrosine-protein kinase Src42A-like. Gene Ontology annotation, biological process: signal transduction; regulation of MAPK cascade. The record is from RefSeq and is a predicted model, not a curated record. Bases 193 to 1080 code for a protein of 295 amino acids. Lineage: Eukaryota; Metazoa; Echinodermata; Echinoidea; Temnopleuroida; Toxopneustidae. Gene Ontology annotation, cellular component: plasma membrane; COP9 signalosome; cytoplasm. Gene Ontology annotation, molecular function: phosphotyrosine residue binding; epidermal growth factor receptor binding. The transcript is spliced from 4 exons.